AUGAGGUUAGCGUUCAAUUAGCGCGGUUUGCGUUCCACCGUGGACGCAUCGGAGCCCUGAUGGAGGUACGCUCGGCCAUCAGACCAUCUGCUUCCGCCUGGCACUCGUAGCAAACGCACAGGCCGCGCGCGCCCCUGCAGGUUGUGAGUGUGAGUGGCUUGGCACCUAUCCUGCUGACCAUGACAAGCCUCUCGCGCAAACAUCCCGGCACCACAGGCUACCCUCCCUUGAUGAGGCGUCUAGCAUUCCUUCGCUGAGCGUCUACUCUCACCUGACGGACCACGCGUCUCUGCGCAUUGGCGCCAGCAUCCUAGUGUCUGAAGCGAGGCAAGCUCUCGACGCUCCACAUUACCUGUGCGAGGAGCUUGGCCUUCUGAUGGACCCACACAACGAGCAAGAUGCUCCUUCAGCGACAGGCGACGCACCGCGUCUCCAUGAGAAUCAAGGUCCAAUGAACUUGGCCGGUGAGCAUACAAGCGAGAUCGCUCCGCCAACAGCGACUUGCGCGGCUGAGCCGUUCGAGGACUGCCCAGGCGCAUCUCAGAGCGAAGGGAAGGCCGAGGCGUGUGUCUCGCUGGGCCGUGACAGUAGUUCGGAUGUCGCUUCUGCCACCACUCUAGUAGGGCUAAAGAUGGAUACAGCAAAGCUGUCCGACUCUUCAGGCCAAGCGGGCGCUCUGCGGUCAUCGUCCGGGGUGUCAGCGUCGUCUGCCUCAGCUCCGGAGCGAGACCUCCUUAGCGAUGCAACAAGCGCAAAGCUCUCGGCAGCAGCAGCAGCAGACAGCGACGCACAGCGAGAGGAAGACGGUCCCUCGGUCAACGUCGGGCAAAUUGACGGGAAAAGCGCCGACGCUCAGCAAGAUCUAGAUUGCGAAGACGUGGCAGCGAGCCUGAUGCGACUGGCCUCAGUCUUGAAGGCGACCGAGGUUCCGAAGAUGGCCUUCUCAUUCUACGAAGCAGUGGACCAGCCGCGCGCGACUCCGGAAGAAAGGGUUGCGGACGAGACGAAGGCAUCGAGCAGCACGAUAGCGUCGCAACAAGUGCUCGGAGUCGUCUCCAACGUUGAGAGUGGAAGGGAAGAAGCGGCGUGAGUGCACUCCUGGCGUGGUGUGAGCAUCUGCCUCGUCUGACUGCCUUGACAUCGACGAUCUGGAAGCAUCUUGAUCGUAAAGCCGCGCCAGAGUGACUCGAGUAGAGGGGUUGUCACUGCUGCCAUACCGAUACGCUCUUCCUUGCGGUUUGGCUCCACCGCUGUCAGUGCCAAAGAACCUCGCUUGCCGUCAUUUGAGCAAGUGUUGGCAGCCGAAGCAGAGCAUGCGGCGACGAGCGAAGAGAAGGAGCAGCGCAAUACCGGGGAGGAUAUGUUCGUCAUCUCAUGUGAUGGGCACUGGUGUGCCGGAACGACCCAUGAUCGGUGAGCAUCAAGUUCCGCCAGAGGUACCACCGGCUCGGGAUUGACACGCCUGCUGCUCGCAUUCAGACGCUCGUUGACAGAUCUCAAAAAGAUUCUGCCGGACUUAUGUUCAAGUGAGCUGAUAGGACUGGAAGGCCCGCUAGCCUUGAGACUUAUAGAAUGCCUACUUAGCGCCCAAAGCCUCCAGAGGUGCUCACAACUCGCACGCCUGGCUCGCUCGAUACAUCGGCGACGAUGAGACGUCCAUAUCGACACCUCUCUUUUCACGAUGUGAGUCCUACAUUCUCCGAGUACUUCUUCCCGUUUGAAUCGCAGUGGCUGAGGGCUUACGAUGCAUUUACGCCCACACACAGUCACUACCUCUGCCUUCGUUUCCCCCGCCCGCCCAGUCUCGCCCAAGGAGGGGGAGAUCAAGCUUCUGUUGGGCACUUUCAACGUUGCGGGCAUAGCACCAAGUGGCACAACAACAUUCAGGGAGGAGCUGCGCAAAUGGCUGUCCUCUUCGACCUGCAGAAACUGCGAAAUUGUCGUCGUUGCGUAAGUCUAGAUACCUGCCGUGCUACAUCGCGAUUCCUAAUCUGACGCGGCGACUCACGCAGGCUUCAAGAGGCGGAAAUUUCAAACACGGGGUACUUCUAUGCUACGCCUGGGCUAAGGGAGGCCUGGGGAGAUGAAUUGCUUCUUGCUGUCAAGGGAAAGAAUGAAAACUAUAUAGAGGUUCGUCCCAUCGAGAUACUGAGAUCCUAGACACCUUUUUGAUCCGCAUCUCUGGCCCGCAGUUCGUUUCCCGUCAACUGGUCGGCAUGAUUCUCUACGUAUUUGUGACGCCAGAUGUUGUGCCUCGCGUACGCGAUGUGACCUCUGACGCAGUAGGGGUGGGCCUGGGUGGCUGGGUGGCCAACAAAGGAGCGGUGUCUGUCCGCUUGACGGUGGACCAGACCUCGCUGUGCUUCGUUGGUGCUCAUCUGCCCGCGAUGCAGAACCCGCAAGCUCUGCAGAACCGGCGUUGGGCAGUCAGGGAGAUCUUUCGGCGUUGCAAAUUCGAGCUUCCAAUGCCGGGUUUGGCAGAUACUGAGGAGAACGAUGAUCCUUGUCCACUGCAUAUUGAAGAUCAUGAGUGAGUCCCUAGCAGACGUGAGCGGAAUUAUGUUCUCACUCUGUCCCCCUCUCGGCAGCCACGUCUUCUUCCUGGGGGAUCUCAACUUCCGGAUCGAGCUUGGCAUAGGAGAAGUCAAGCGACUCAUCCGGAAAGGAUCUUCCUCGCUGUCGAGAAGUCACCAGACAGCUGCACUUGCAACCUAUACUCGCCCUUUGCCUUUCGACACGCUUCUCAGCUUCGAUGAGCUGUCCAACGAAAUUCGGUCCGGCAGCUGCUUUGCGGAAUUCAAGGAAGGUGCAAUUGCGUAAGUCUUCGUGAGAGGAUCUGCGCUAGCACUCAGCUGACUUCUUGUGCCGUCCUGUGACAGAUUCCCACCAACCUUCAAAUUUGACGUCGGGACGGACGACUACGACACCAGUGAAAAGCAACGCGUGCCGGCCUGGACUGACCGGAUCCUGUGGCGAUCGCGCAAGCCACUCAGGAACGAUGGCCCUGCUUCAAAGGGAGCCGAAAGGGAUUCCGUUGACCGGGGCAAAGAGUUCGACGCCGUCCGCCUAAUCGAAUACACCUCUGUACCUCAGGUCUGCACCUCGGAUCACAAGCCUGUCCGCGGAUGCUUCUUGCUUCGUCUUUGA
Molecule: messenger RNA, 3147 nt
Organism: Ceraceosorus bombacis
Lineage: Eukaryota; Fungi; Basidiomycota; Exobasidiomycetes; Ceraceosorales; Ceraceosoraceae
Source: the annotation of a GenBank genome assembly